Betta splendens (Siamese fighting fish) is the source of this 2385-nucleotide messenger RNA. It is a transcript of the gene btbd10b, whose product is annotated as BTB (POZ) domain containing 10b. The transcript is spliced from 9 exons. Gene Ontology annotation, molecular function: protein binding. The record is from RefSeq and is a predicted model, not a curated record. The coding region runs from base 204 to 1679 and encodes 491 amino acids. Gene Ontology annotation, biological process: positive regulation of phosphorylation. Gene Ontology annotation, cellular component: cytoplasm. Lineage: Eukaryota; Metazoa; Chordata; Actinopteri; Anabantiformes; Osphronemidae.
UUUAAAUGCUCUGCGUUUACGAGCGUAAUGACGUCAGACGUCAACCGUCGGCACGUCGGACGUCAGUGGGUGAGUGUUUUGAAAGGAGAUGGAUGGUUAGCUGCUGAGCGGCUGGGAUUAGCUAGCGUUACACUACAGCGGAAAGAGACCGAAUAGAUUAUGAACGGUGAAAGACCCAGGCUGGACUCCCCUCUGUACGGGUGAUGGCAGCACGCCUGCAGUCAUAUGACAGUAACUCCAGUGACACAGAAACCUGGGAAGGAAACGCAACAAGCCGACCUCGCAAACUCUGCAGGCAUUUGAGCAGCAGUCAGGCCCGAGUAUCUCGAGUGACGGUAGAACAGUGGAAGAUGAGUCUGCAUGGUGCCAAUGGGGGCUGUGACCGCUCACGUGACCGCCGCCGCUCUAGCGAUCGCUCCAGGGAUUCCUCACAUGAGAGAGAAGGCCAGCUUACCCCCUGCAUUCGCAACGUCACCUCACCCACCCGCCAACACAACAGUGACCGUGAACGAGAUGGACCAUCAUCACGACCCAGCAGUCCACGGCCACAGAGAGUCUCUCCCAGCGGCUCCAGCAGCAGUGGGGUGGUGAGCAGUCGCAACAGCAGCCUAUCCAGUACUGAAGGCACAUUCAAAAGCUUGUUAGCUGGAGAAAUGGUUUCUGUCUACGACAAUCCUAAGGACGGAGGAGCGAGUGCCAGCAUUGGAAACCGAAACAUUAGGACCUCAGAAAGAGUCACUCUGAUUGUUGACAAUACGCGGUUUAUAGUCGACCCUUCCAUCUUCACUGCACAACCCAAUACAAUGUUGGGCAGAAUGUUUGGAUCUGGAAGAGAACAUAAUUUUACACGGCCCAACGAGAAGGGGGAGUACGAGGUGGCUGAGGGCAUCAGCUCAACAGUUUUCAGAGCAAUUCUGGAUUACUACAAAUCUGGGAUAAUCCGUUGUCCUGAUGGAAUCUCUAUCCCUGAGUUGCGUGAGGCGUGUGACUAUCUAUGCAUCUCCUUUGACUACAGCACCAUCAAAUGCAGAGACCUCAGUGCCCUGAUGCACGAGCUGUCCAAUGAUGGUGCUCGGCGACAGUUUGAGUUUUACCUCGAGGAAAUGGUUUUGCCUUUGAUGGUGGCCAGUGCUCAGAGCGGAGAGAGGGAAUGUCACAUUGUAGUCCUCACUGAUGACGAUGUGGUGGACUGGGAUGAAGAAUAUCCCCCACAGAUGGGAGAGGAGUAUUCACAGAUCAUUUACAGCACAAAACUGUACAGAUUUUUCAAGUAUAUUGAGAAUCGAGAUGUUGCCAAGUCAGUGUUAAAGGAACGAGGUUUGAAGAAAAUUCGACUGGGCAUUGAAGGUUACCCUACAUAUAAAGAGAAAGUCAAGAAGCGACCAGGAGGCCGUCCAGAAGUCAUUUACAACUACGUCCAGAGGCCCUUCAUCCGCAUGUCCUGGGAGAAGGAAGAGGGUAAAAGCCGCCACGUAGACUUCCAGUGCGUUAAGUCCAAGUCCAUUACCAACCUGGCGGCGGCAGCUGCAGACAUCCCCCAGGACCAGCUGGUUGUGAUGCACCCCGGUCCUCAAGUGGAUGAACUGGAUAUCCUACCUAAUCAUCCACCCAGUGGGAAUCACUACAGCAACAACUACAGCAACGAGCCUGAUCCUGAUGCACCUUCGCCUGCUGUCUGAGGACUCCUCGGUCCUCUUUCAAUGCCUCUGCUCCUGUCGUACUCCUCUAGUCCUACUCCCAGCAUGCUGCAGCAUGGAGCGCCAUGGGCACCAUAACCAUAAUGCCUUGACACCUCCUUUGCAGCCUUAGAGCCUCAAGACCUGGAUGACUGUAGAAAGAAUACACAAGACAUGAGACUGGUGAAAGGAAGAGUUCACUAUUAUGUUAAUUUCAUUUUCUACUUGACCAAAGGAUUUUAUUUUUCUGUUUGGUGGAAAAAGAAAUCUGUAAAACACUUUUAACAUUAUUAUUUACAAUUCUAUUGUACCUUAAAUUGAUGACUUUGGCUGAGCACUCUUAUGGUGUCACUGUUUUCUCACAGGUUUUAUUUCACUGAUCAUAUUGAUUUUCAUUCUCUUGGGUGGCCUAACUAUUAGAUGUGCUUUGGGGGGGAAGAAAACAAGCUGUUAUGACUCUGUGGUCGUGGAGAAAUUCAGUUAUCACCACUUAGUGACAUGAUCUCCAGUCGAUCUGCUAUCAGAUGUCUUUGACUCUUGUAAUGAGGUAUGUAGUCAUUGGUUGCAUCUGAUAUGUGAUGUUAUGCUCCUCCUGCAGUCAAGAUAUUAAGCAGAGCACAGGCUGUUGUGGUCAGAAUCUUUUUUUUUUUUUUGUGCAAAGCUUGAAAUUGUUGUUUAAUAUAAACAAAAAAUAAAGAAGUCAAUAUAA